Quercus lobata is the source of this 1707-nucleotide messenger RNA. RefSeq lists its product as uncharacterized. The transcript has a single exon. The coding region runs from base 1 to 1707 and encodes 568 amino acids. Gene Ontology annotation, molecular function: nucleic acid binding; RNA-DNA hybrid ribonuclease activity. Gene Ontology annotation, biological process: DNA integration. The record is from RefSeq and is a predicted model, not a curated record. NCBI's taxonomy places the organism in Eukaryota, Viridiplantae, Streptophyta, Magnoliopsida, Fagales, Fagaceae.
AUGCCAGAGCCCAAGAAUCUGCGAGAACUUAGAGGCUUGCAAGGAAAACUGGCCUACAUACGACGAUUUAUCUCGAACUUGGCUGGUCGAUGUCAACCUUUCAAUAGAUUGAUGAAAAAGGAUGUGCACUUUGAAUGGGAUGAAGCUUGUAGCAAUGCUUUUGCGCUCAUCAAAAGGUACUUGCUUAAUCCUCUAGUUUUAGGUGCUCCUAUCCCAGGAAAGCCUUUGGUGCUGUAUAUUGCAGCCCAAGAAAAGUCUCUAGGUGCUUUUAUGGCACAGGAAAAUAAAGAGGGGAAAGAAAAAGCCCUUUAUUACCUAAUUCGAACUCUCAAUGGGGCUGAAUUAAAUUAUUCUCCUAUCGAAAAGAUGUGCCUCGCUCUUUUCUUUGCCAUAGACAAACUGGAGCACUACAUGCAAGCAUAUAUAGUCCAUUUGAUAGCAAAGGCGGAUCCAAUCAAAUAUGUCCUCUCCAGGCCAGUGGUUUCGGGUUGUAUUGCUCGAUGGGCAGUCUUGCUACAACAAUAUGACCUUGCAUACAUUCCACAAAAAGCUGUCAAAGAACAAACAUUGGUAGACUUCUUAGCUGAUCACCUAGUUCCAUUUGAUUGGGAGUUCUCCGAUGAUUUCCCGGAUGAAGAUGUGUUUUACAUUGAAGUAAUGCCACCAUGGAUGAUGUUUUUCGAUGGAGCUGCACGUCGAGAAGGAGUGGGGGCAGGUGUAGUGUUUGUUUCUCCACAAAGGCAAAUACUUCUAUACUUGUUCUCGUUAAGCGAACUUUGCUCUAACAACGUAGCUGAAUAUCAAGCAUUGAUUAUUGGUCUACAAAUGGCCAUUAAGAUGGGCAUAGUGCAACUUGAGAUCUUUGGGGAUUCCAAAUUAAUUAUCAACCAAAUCUUGGAGCAAUAUGACGUCAAGAAAGAAGACCUCAUCCCCUAUUGCAAAUAUGCGAAGAAGUUGCUAGCAAAUUUUGAAGCCAUCACAUUGGAGCAUAUACCGAGGAAGGAGAAUAGACAGGCUGAUGCUUUAGCUAAUUUGGCUACUGCCUUAGCAUUAUCCCAAGAAGAGACAACCAAAGUCGUUAUUUCCCAAAGGUGGGUGGUACCUCUCGUGGUUGAAGAAGAAGAAGAAGAGCAAGCCAACAUCAUUUCUGUAUGCCUUGUCAAAAAAGAAGAUUGGCGACAAGUAAUCAUUGAAUACCUUCAACAUGGAAGACUUCCGGAUGAUAAACGCCACAAGACUGAAAUUCGACGAAGGGCUGCUCGAUUCAUUUACUAUAAAGACACUCUCUUCCGCCGUUCAUUUGAUGGGCUGUUUCUCCGUUGCUUAGGAGAGGAGGAGGCUAGACAAGCCUUAAAGGAGGCUCAUUUUGGAAUAUGCGGCGCAUAUCAAUCAGGUCCUAAGUUACAUUAUAGGAUCAAACGAAUGGGUUACUAUUGGCCUAUAAUGGUGCAAGAUUCUAUGGAAUGCGCUAAAAAGUGUGAAGCUUGUCAGUAUCACGCAAACUUCAUCCACCAACCGCCAGAACCUCUACACCCAACUAUAGCUUCUUGGCCUUUUGAUGCAUGGGGACUUGAUGCAAUAGGGCCAUUACCAAAGUCGUCCGGUGGCCACUUGUACAUCUUCGCCAUAACUGACUACUUCUCGAAAUGGGCAGAAGCUCUACCCCUUAAGGAAGUGAAGAAAGAAAUGGUGGUCAAUUUCAUUUGA